This is a messenger RNA of Panicum hallii, 4582 nucleotides long. Its product is annotated as CST complex subunit CTC1. NCBI's taxonomy places the organism in Eukaryota, Viridiplantae, Streptophyta, Magnoliopsida, Poales, Poaceae. Gene Ontology annotation, molecular function: telomeric repeat DNA binding; single-stranded DNA binding. The coding region runs from base 38 to 3925 and encodes 1295 amino acids. The transcript is spliced from 16 exons. Gene Ontology annotation, biological process: telomere maintenance via telomere lengthening; positive regulation of DNA replication. The record is from RefSeq and is a predicted model, not a curated record. Gene Ontology annotation, cellular component: CST complex.
UCCCCUCCAAAACCCCAAACACUUCCAAUCCCUAGCCAUGGACCCGCCGCCGCCGGAGCCCGCGCCCACCCCGCGGCGGUUCACCGUAGCCGACCUGCUCUGCCUCCGCCGCCCCACCACCGGCGCCUCAUCCCUCCAUUUUCCUUCCGCCCCCGCCACCACCGACCCCUCCCCUCCCCGAAAAAAACCCAAGCUCGCCGCCACCGCCGGCCAAACCCCUGCCUCUACCUCUACCUCUGGCACGGCCCCGUUCGCUCCGAUAUCCCACCCCGUCCUCCUCUCCGGGGCGCUCUCCCUCCCCUCCGUGGCCGCCCCCGCCGGCUGCCGAAACAACUGCUUCACCUUCUCCGACUCCGCCCCCUCCGCCGCCUCCUCCCCCGCCGCCUCCGUCUGCUGCUGCCUCCUCGACUUCGACCCCGACGCGCUGGGACGUGAGAUAUGCGUCCUCGCGUGGAACUACCUCCCCUCCGUCCGCCUCCACGGCGCCGCGGGCGUGCUCGAGGUGGUCCGCUGGCGCCUCGCGGAGGAGGAGCCCGCGCCGGCCCCGGAACAUAGCUUGCUGGCGACGGUUCGGCUCAAUUGCCCCGCUAAAGAGCCCAACUUGGCCACCCGCGGCUGCUUGUUUGGGGUGGUCAGGUCCGUCAGCGUGGUGUUCAGUAUGCCGCAGGCCAAGGCUGAAAAGAGGGGCGCCAGUUCAGUUGGGUUUCUGGCUGAGAUUUUGUGCUGUGCGUGUUGCCGGUGCUGGGUAUCUCCGCCAGAAGCUGCCCAGGAUUGUAAGUUUGAGGUGGUCAAGUUCGUGUACUUUGUGGACUCAGCAUGUACAUGGCGGCCUCUGCUGGUGUGGCUUGUUGGGAGGCUGGUGUACAUCUCGGGUUUGAAGAAAAAGAUGGUCUCUGUUGUGGAGAAAGGCUCACACACAAUGUUUGUCUCAUCCACAAAUACAGCAAUGGCAUGGUGCCGAUCCUACAGGGGAAAUCUUCCAUUGGAUGGCUCGCCAGAGAAGUGUGGUGGGGCGUAUGCUGGGGUCAUCACUGGUAUCUACUUGCAGGGCAUGGUGGUUGAGCUGGAUGAUACUGUGUGGCUGCUCAUAGAUGAUCUGCUGCUUCUGCCACCACAUUCUCUUCGAGUUGGUGCUGUUAUAUCUGUAAAGAACUUUCGAGCAAUGCGUCUGAAUUUUGCUUGGAUGGGAACUGUUCUGCUUGCAACAUGUAGUAAAACUUGCAUCACUGUAAAUUCUUUCUCCCUGGUGGAUUCCAAAACUCAUAUAAAGGCAGAGAGCAGGAGCCUCCUGAGUAAGUUUGUUGACUCACUGGAGAUGUCUGCUAGAUUUUGGAUGUUACUUCUAAUAUCUUGCUUUAGACAAAAGUUCACCAAACUAUUUUCGGAUAAGGAGAUUAUGGGCUCACAAAAUAAGCAGGGAGUGGUUCAUGCCUAUGCUACUAAAACUCUCUCCUCAAAGUGCCAACCUCAGCAAAGUUUAAUAAUGAAAUUCUGCAGCCAUUAUUGUGGUAGCUCAAGACUUGGAUCAAAAUUGGAGGCUUGCAAAUUGGUCAUACCUUUCUCUAAUUUUAUCUGCAAAGGUGAAUCAUUGUGGAUAUCAUCGAUGCUCAAAUUUUGGAAUGGUCCUGAAGAAGUGGACUCGAGCCAGGGACAGAACCGAUUCUUCUGCGAUGGGUUUUCUUAUCCUGGCAGUACCAAAAAAAUAAUUUCGAGUGAAGAUCUGGAUUUUGUAUUAAUGGGGACCAUCAAGACUUCUCCACUGUCGGGGAGGCUGCAGUUGGUUGAUUCCACUGGAUGCAUAGAUGUUGUUAUACCUGAUCUUCCGUGGAAUGGGAAUUUCUAUGGCAUCUAUGAGAUCAGCAAUUAUAAACUAGCCCUUGAAGGCCCGGUGGCUUACCUAGAUCAUUGUGAUGUUGCUGAUCCCCUGUCCUGUAAGGCUAUCUUUCAGAAGCUUUCGUACCGAAAAAGAGUGCAUCACCUCAAUAUGUAUGUUAUAGUAUGCUGGAGGGAGCUAAAUCAAAUUAGCCCUUCCUUGCAUAUUCCUUUGCACAUUAAUUAUAGUGCCAAGUCAUUUCAUCUAGUUAAAUUGUCCCACAUAUUUCCUGCAAAUAAUAUUCAACAUCAGAAAAUAUCAGGGCCUAUCCUGUAUGCUGAAGCUGUAAUACUUCCAUAUGGUUUGCAGUUUAUUGGGCAAGGUGAAUGCAUUGAGCAUGCAGAGGCCUUUAGAAUGUUACACUCUCAUUUACUAGGUAAUUCUGAAGCCUCUAUGGCAAAAUUGUGUAAUAUCCCAUGUUCGCUAAGUUUCGGGAGCACCAAUCUUUGUGGUACUCUGGUGUCUACCAAUUUCUUUGGAUCAGAUGGUAAUGUUCUAAAUGAACGUAUUGUGUGUGAAAGAGAACGCACAUCAAGGAUUUUGUUGGAGUUCAAGGAGGGAAAUUUUAUCAAGUAUCAGUUACUGCGGAUCAAUGGCUACUAUCUUCUCCAAUGUCCCAGUGGAAAUCUUACUAGCACCAUGGAAGGUUGUGGAUGUUUGGAAGGUGGUAAAGUCUCACUGGACUCUCAGGAUAAAAUUUGGAGCAUUGCCAUUACCUUUGAUGGUAAUAUGAGCAUCAAGGGGAUGGUUGGAGAUCAGUCUGUUGGAGUUACUAAAGUGAAGAUGGAUGAGCCAUUUUCCAGAAACAUCAUCCGUGAUGAACUAAAAUUAGUAGAGUCUUGGAAUGACUUUUACCAUAAUUCUUAUUUCCAUUUGAAUUUUUCUUGUGAGGCGAUAAGCACAAAGAUGGAAGAAUAUAACAUCGUAUGUCAUGUAUUGAAUGGGCUGUGUGCUUCUUCCAGUGAAGUAUUAAGUGUGUCAUCAUGCGUUGACAUUAUGAUGCCUAAGGAAACUUCUGAGUCUGCUAACUUGAAAACUGGAGAAUUGGUUCAGGGAGAUUUGAUAUCGGUACGGGGAAAAGUAGAAAAUAUACAUUCACAUGUCUGCAAGGGGGGAAGAUGUAUGCCUGGUAAUGAGAAGUGCAGUCUAUGUAUCCAUGUUGCUGAUAAUAAUCAUAUGGUACGUAUCCGUGGAUACUUAAGCAAACAUUCUUCUACUGUUGGCAUUGGACCAGGGGCAACAGUGACAUUCCACCGUGUCCUUUUGAUACAGCAUGAAUUAGUGUUAACUCCUGUUACAUACAUUGAAGUCACCUCUAUCAGCCAUCCUGACCUGACUGAAGAAAGUGUUAUUUCACCACUCAAGUCUAAUUGCUUAAAGGAUUGUUCACUUAGCACAGUUUCACCAUGUUUGUUCUUUCAUCGGAAGCAUUUUAUAGAGGAUAGACCUAUGCAGUUUCAGUGCAGGGUGGCAACUGUUCUUAAGCUGGUUUUGGAUAAAUCGACUAAUCAUGGUAAAAUACCAAAUGUAAAAGUUCAGCUAGCUGGUUUUAUUCUUGAUGAUGGAUCAUCCCUUUGCUGUUGCUGGGCUGAUGAUGCAAGGGCUGAAUUGUUGCUUAGACUGCAGGAAGUUGCACAUAUGGAUGCUUUUGUUAAUUUAAAGCUUUCAAAAGGUGGAAAGAAUACCAAAUUACAGCAUACUAUUGGUUGCUGCCUAGAAACAAUGUUGAAGAGGCACACAGGUGUUAUUGUUAAAAACUGUGGAAUUCCUCCCGAUUUCUCUUGCCGAGACUUAGAUGCAUCUUCUGUUUUGCAUAAAGUCUUAAGUCGCUUUGAAGACAAACUUCUGAAAUUUAUUAUCCUUAAUGCUUGUUGGAAGGGAACUCUGAAUGUCAUAGCAUCAAAUAUAAACCCAGAUGACUUAAAUGGGUUCAAUGUAGAGCUUCCUGAUUUCCUAGCACGGAACAUGCAGAUGCUUUGGAUAAAAGAAGUUUUUCCAGUAGAUCCUUUGGAAGAAGCUAGAAGACUACAUGGCAUUUUGGAAAACAGCUAGUGUUGUUCCAUGAGCACUUCAGCUUUUGGAUGAUUCAGUGCAAAGUACCCUGGUUGAUGUACUGUGCAUUUCAUAGUCAGUUGGUCACACCCAUACAGAAAAUGCUAUGGCCCAAGGAGAACUGCAAUUUCACUGUGAUGUUUGCAAACAGAAAACCUGUUUUGCUAGUUGCAUAUGCUGAGUGGUAAAUAUUUGUGAGGAACAAGAAAUGAGAGUACAAAGGGGACAGGCGGUAUUUGUAUUUCUUGGUUGGAGGGUGCUGCAUCUUCAUUUUAAGCACCUUAUCGCAGAUUUGGACUUAGUGAAAGGUUAGGUGAUUCAGUUCUUCAAGCCUGGGACGAUAAUUUAACUUUAUGUUUGUUUUUUUGGGUUGUACAGGAGACAUGGUGGCAUGAUGAGAGGCUUCAUUGGGAUUUGCUUUUGUUCUUGGCAGCAUAAUGUAUAGUCAGUGUAGCAAUUUCCAAAGUAUCUGCUUGUAAAGGAGCAGAUUUUUUUUUUGGACUUAUGUAUUUAUGCCCACAGGGACCUGGUUUAUGAUGGUAGCUCAUCGACUGACAUCCAUGUUCUGCACUUAGUUUCGAUCAGGUCAAAGUUGGCACUACCUGCCUUGUUUGUAUUUUGUACAAAGUUCAGAAACUUACAAAGUUAUUGGUGAAA